Molecule: messenger RNA, 976 nt
Organism: Gossypium raimondii (Peruvian cotton)
Lineage: Eukaryota; Viridiplantae; Streptophyta; Magnoliopsida; Malvales; Malvaceae
Product: repetitive proline-rich cell wall protein 1-like
Exons: 1
Coding region: 30-752 (240 amino acids)
Source: RefSeq, a predicted model, not a curated record
UAGCACCAUGGAAAGCAAACACUUCAAUAAUGUCUACCACACACUUGCUAAUAUUGCUACUUGGAGUUGUGGCUCUCGCCACUCCCUCUUUUGGUACCUAUGAGUCUCCCAACUAUGGGAAGCCCCCUACUCCUGUUUAUAAACCUCCUAAGGUGAAACCCCCACCUUAUGAACAUAAGCCCCCUGUCUAUGAACCACCAAAGAAGGAAAAGCCUGAGCCUAAGCCACCAGUUUAUACACCUCCAAAGAAAGAGAAGCCUGAACCCAAACCACCAGUAUAUGAACCUCCAAAGAAGGAAAAGCCUGAGCCUAAGCCACCAGUUUAUACACCACCAAAGAAAGAGAAGCCUGAGCCCAAACCACCAGUAUAUGAACCUCCAAAGAAGGAAAAGCCUGAACCUAAGCCACCAGUUUAUACACCACCAAAGAAAGAGAAGCCUGAGCCCAAACCACCAGUAUAUGAACCCCCAAAGAAGGAAAAGCCUGAGCCUAAGCCACCAGUUUAUACACCACCAAAGAAAGAGCAGCCUGAGCCCAAACCACCAGUGUAUGGACCACCAAAGAAGGAGAAGCCACCGGCUUAUAAGCCUCCAAAGAAACCACCAGUGUAUGAGCCUAAGCCACCAAAGCCACCGGUUUACACGCCACCAAAGAAAGAGAAGCCCGAACCUAAACCACCAGUACAUGAGUCUCCCAAGAAACCACCGUAUGGUCACUAUCCAGGACACCCUCCAUUGGGGAAGCCUCAAUAGAGAGAUUCCAUCGGCUAGCAAUCCCAAGAACCGAGCUGUUAUGACUAGCUAAAUAGAUAAAUUAGUAUCCAUGCAAUAAGAGCUGCUUAAUACUCAUGUUCUGUUUUCUUGUAUGUUAUGUAUUAAUGUUUUCUUUUACUAGCGAGAGUGCUUAUGGCAGUACUCAUUGGAAUGCCUAUUUUAUGUCUUCUUAUUUCUCAAUGAGCAAUAUCUUUCAACACAAA